This is a messenger RNA of Dendroctonus ponderosae (mountain pine beetle), 913 nucleotides long. Its product is annotated as outer dense fiber protein 3. The record is from RefSeq and is a predicted model, not a curated record. Bases 131 to 841 code for a protein of 236 amino acids. NCBI's taxonomy places the organism in Eukaryota, Metazoa, Arthropoda, Insecta, Coleoptera, Curculionidae. The transcript is spliced from 4 exons. Gene Ontology annotation, cellular component: cytoskeleton.
CAAAAAUUGGUCAUGUUUCAUCAAAUUCCUCAAGAGUUCUCAUAACCGGGCCCAGGCCUUCAUUGUUUCAAGAGGCAACAUUUUUCUUCAUCAAUUAUUCCUGAACGGGCUGUAGUUGAAAGCAGCCGAAAUGGUUCGUCGCAAUAUUGGUCCAGGCCCGGGCAAGUACUUGCUGCCGCCAGUGGUAGGAUUCGACCAUCAUGAUUUCACCAAGUAUCGCAAUCCCCAAUAUUCCAUGGGGGUAAAGUUGGGGUAUUUGAAGAAAGAACUGGGACCAGGGCCGAAGUACCCAGUGGAAAAAUUGACUCGCUAUGGAAAAGCCAGCCCUCCGGCGUAUUCCAUCAAAUCGCGCCAGAAAGCUUUAACUGCCUUCCAAACUCCAGGCCCAGGCACUUAUGCCCCGGAACGGGCGCCCCGAAUGAAAGAACCCAGACCGCCCGCCUACUCCAUGUCCUACAGGUAUACAGGCUUCAAGCCCUAUGUGACUCCCGGGCCGGACAAAUACGAAGUGCCAUCUACAUUGGGACCUAAAGUGCCCGACAAACAUGCCAAUGCAGCUUAUAGCAUGUCGUUUAGACAGAAACUAUUAGACAACCAGCGGUCACCCGGCCCAGCCAACUAUAACAGCGCCAAAACAGAUCUUUACAAGAGCAAGUCGCCCGACUACAGCAUGUCGCCUAGAGUAUACCCGCCGAUAGGCAAAUCUCAAACUCCCGGCCCGAUUUACUUGCCCAAAUUGCCUCAAAAACCCGGCUAUUCGUUUGGACUGAGAACCGACACGGAUCCGUACGUUACCGCCGAAGAUGAUAUGCCGUGUGUUGAAAGAACCAAGGGGUGUUAAAUUAUGGAACAUUGGGCCUAUUUUAUGUAACUUAAGGGGAAACGAAAAAAUAAUAAAGUGCAUAUCAUUCGA